Molecule: messenger RNA, 1077 nt
Organism: Lodderomyces elongisporus
Lineage: Eukaryota; Fungi; Ascomycota; Pichiomycetes; Serinales; Debaryomycetaceae
Gene: LYS5
Product: holo-[acyl-carrier-protein] synthase
Exons: 1
Coding region: 1-1077 (358 amino acids)
Cellular component (GO): cytosol
Molecular function (GO): magnesium ion binding; holo-[acyl-carrier-protein] synthase activity
Source: RefSeq, a predicted model, not a curated record
AUGGGAACCCAGAAGUUAGGGUCUAACCAAUGGACUAGUUCAAAUAUAACGCUCUUUGUGACCGACCUCUCCGAAGUAGGCGAGUUCUUACAAGAUGACUAUAAUUUUGAAACGAGUUUGAGACUACUCAAUGAUAUAAAGCUACAGACACAUAUUCAAUCGCUUAAUCCUGUAAAAUUUCGUAUAAAACAACUCGUUAGCCAUUUAUUUACUCGUCAUGUUUUAAAUAAAGUUCUCAAAAACUCACUGAACUUUCUGCAAGUCCAAUUUGCAUAUAAUGAAUAUGGCAAACCACUUAUCAAUAAUUUGGAGUUCAAUUCGAGUUCAUCAAAUGACAUUAUCGCACUUGUUGUUUGUAAUGGGUCCGCCAUUGGCAUCGAUUUGUCCCAUCUGGAACAGAACAUUUCAAGUGAAAGAUAUUUGGAUGAAUUCAAACCUAUUUUCAGUGAACACGAAGUCGAGCAAGUCAAUUCGUACUUCAAGUUUAAUCAUUUCUGGACUUUAAAAGAAUCGUUUACGAAAUUAUUAGGGUGUGGACUAAAUAUUGAUCUUGCUGAUUUCUAUUUCAAGGUGGGCGAUGGAUUCAAUGAAGAUGAGUAUGCAAGAGAUUACAAAUAUUGUGUGCACCAGCAAGAGAGAUCGCAACAACAACAACAACAGCAACAACAACAGCAACAACAACAGCAACAACAACAGCAACAACAACAGCAACAACAACAAGAAAUACAACAAGAAAUGCAACAAGAAAUGCAACAAGAAAUGCAACAAGAAAUGCAACACAUACAACAGGAAAGUGAGAUCGAGAGACAUUUUGAGUUGAAAUGGUUCUCAGAUAUUACCAUAAACGCCGACAAGUUAUUUAUAGAUAAAUGCAAUUUUGUUAGCAAUAUACGUAACGAAUUUUAUUGCUGCAGUUCAGUCUUGAAAAAAGGCAAUAUCGGCGGUACCGGUGGUGGUAAUGGAAAUAGAGAAAAAUUACCAGUUAUUAUUUCAUUGAUUACAAGCUAUCCAAUAAAAAGUAUCAAAUGUUUUGAUAUAAAUAUGACUGCACUAUUGCAAAGGAAUGUACACUCAUGA